Messenger RNA from Cyphellophora europaea CBS 101466, 324 nucleotides. Its product is annotated as cytochrome c. The transcript is spliced from 4 exons. Gene Ontology annotation, cellular component: mitochondrial intermembrane space. Lineage: Eukaryota; Fungi; Ascomycota; Eurotiomycetes; Chaetothyriales; Cyphellophoraceae. Gene Ontology annotation, molecular function: heme binding; electron transfer activity. The coding region runs from base 1 to 324 and encodes 107 amino acids. The record is from RefSeq and is a predicted model, not a curated record. Gene Ontology annotation, biological process: mitochondrial electron transport, ubiquinol to cytochrome c; mitochondrial electron transport, cytochrome c to oxygen.
AUGCUCUUCACAGGUGAUGCUAAGAAGGGUGCCAACCUCUUCAAGACGCGAUGCGCUCAGUGCCACACUGUCGUUGAGUCCGAGGGCAACAAGAUUGGCCCGAACCUGCACGGCCUUUUCGGCCGCAAGACCGGCUCUGUUGAGGGAUUCUCUUAUACGGAUGCCAACAAGCAGAAGGGGAUUACCUGGGAUGAGAACACUCUGUUCGAGUACCUCGAGAACCCCAAGAAGUACAUCCCCGGCACCAAGAUGGCUUUCGGUGGCUUGAAGAAGGGCAAGGACCGGAACGAUCUGAUCACCUGGCUCCAACAGGAGACCAAAUAA